Molecule: messenger RNA, 732 nt
Organism: Saccoglossus kowalevskii
Lineage: Eukaryota; Metazoa; Hemichordata; Enteropneusta; Harrimaniidae
Product: snake venom 5'-nucleotidase-like
Biological process (GO): AMP catabolic process
Cellular component (GO): plasma membrane
Molecular function (GO): nucleotide binding; metal ion binding; 5'-nucleotidase activity
Source: RefSeq, a predicted model, not a curated record
AUGGGUACCGCGUGGUUCUUUGUUUUCAACGGCGCGCCUAGUUCAUAUUUCAUGAACAGUUUGGAGUAUGACUGUAUGGCACUUGGUAACCAUGAAUUUGACAACGGUAUCGACGGUUUAAUACCGUUUUUAAACAAUGUGACAUUCCCUGUGAUUAGCGCGAAUAUUGAUGCAACAUAUGAACCGUCGAUUGACGGAUUGUAUUACCCAUCCACUGUGUUGGAGAUAGGCGGGGAAAGGAUUGGUUUGGUUGGUUACACCCUCGAUGAAACUGCUGGGUCCACUACAGGUGAUCUUAUAUUUACUGACGAAAUCGAGGCUGUUCAGGCGGAAGUGGAUAUACUCGUGAAUGACGGGAUUACCAAGAUCAUUGCUCUGGGACAUUCUGGGUACACUAAAGAUAUGGAGAUAGCAGAGCAAGUAAAAGGAGUUGACCUGGUCAUAGGGGGUCACUCACACACAUUGCUGUAUACAGGUACGCCACCGGCCGAAGAGGAUGAGGACAUAGUUGAAGGUCCUUAUCCAACAAUGGUCACUUCAUCACAUGAUGCUUCGGUCCAGGUUCCCGUCAUUACUGCAUAUAAAUACGGAAAGUAUUUGGGAUAUCUAAACAUGACGUUCGAUGAUAACGGUAUCCUGACAGCGUAUGACGGCAACCCGAUAAUACUGGACAACAAUGUGGCACAGGUGGAACGCCUUAAGUGUGUACCGUAUGUGAGAUUCACAGACUAA